Messenger RNA from Neltuma alba, 1574 nucleotides. Its product is annotated as transcription factor MYB30-like. The transcript is spliced from 3 exons. The record is from RefSeq and is a predicted model, not a curated record. The coding region runs from base 79 to 1293 and encodes 404 amino acids. Lineage: Eukaryota; Viridiplantae; Streptophyta; Magnoliopsida; Fabales; Fabaceae.
UUCAUGAGUGAAUAGAGAGUUAUAACACCAGCUAGCUCCACAACUACCUCCAACUCCUACCAGUAACUUGCAAGAAAAAUGUCCGCAGUAGUUGAAGAUGCAAUAAUAAGAUCGAAGAAAAUAUCAACGGGAAGAGCUCCUUGCUGUGACAAAGUGGGUCUGAAGAAAGGAAGAUGGACUGCUGAGGAAGACAAAAUCCUGACCGACUAUAUCCAGCAGCACGGCGAAGGCUCUUGGAGAUCCUUGCCCAAAAAUGCAGGGUUAUUGAGGUGUGGAAAGAGUUGCAGACUGAGAUGGAUCAACUAUUUGAAAGAAGACGUGAAGAGAGGCAACAUUACUCCUCAGGAAGAGGCCAUUAUUGUGAAGCUUCAUGGGGUGAUCGGUAACAGGUGGUCUGUAAUAGCAAGGCAUCUACCAGGAAGAACAGAUAAUGAGAUAAAGAAUUAUUGGAACUCUCAUUUGAGAAGAAAAAUUUACUGUUUCAUGAGACCCUCAAAUUCCAACGACAAUCUCCCACCAAUCGACAUUGCUGCCCUGAACGCGGCUGCUUCAUCCAAACGAGGAAGAGGUGGUCGAGGCAGACCAACUCAAGCAGCCAUGCAAGAGGAGGACAAGAAAAAUAUCACUCGAAACCAAUGCUCCCACUCAGAUAUGAAUGCUGACGAUCCGAUUGACAAAAUGCAUCAAAGAAAAGCAAACCCCGAUGAAGCUGAGGCAAUUUCAAUGAUGGGCUCUAGCUCUUGGAGCCAGAGUCACCAAGAAGAGACCGUUGAUGGAAUUGGUUUGGAUGCAUAUUGUGAGAUGAGUAGUGAUGAUACACAUGGCAACGCAGCAUUUUGCCCCAACGUGGAUGGAGAAGGUGACGCCUUGGGACCAUUUCAAUGGCUAGAUGAUGAAAUAAUGAAACUUAAUUACAUGUUUGAAAGUGGGAUUCUUGUGAACUCAACCAGUAGUGGAAAUAACAGUAUGGGAGGAGAAUGUGGCUAUGGAAUGGUUGGUGGUAAUAAGGAGAUGAAUAUUCCAACAAGCGAGGAAAGUAAAAGUGAUGUUUGGAGCUCACUUUCAAAUUACACAGAGAGUGGGCAGUGGUAUAACAGUAACAACAAUAAUAAUUAUAAUAGCAGAAGUUCAUCAUCAGGGAAUUCUGUUUAUGAUUAUCAGUGGGCUGAUUGGGAUAUUUCAGCCAGUGCCCAAUCCCAUAAUCAAUGGAACCCGCAGUACUCCGAAGAAAGCGAGAUGAUGACUUGUUUGUGGGAUGCCACUGCAAAUGGUGAAGUAAAUAACUUCUACUGAGUUUGCAUAUAUGAGAGGGAAUUUAAGUCUAUACUCCAUAUGUAGCAUUCUAGUUUUCUUUUUCUUCCUGCUUCAUAAGAUCCGGUAGUUGCAGUUUCUCAGUUGAUCCUUCAGAGAGAGAGAAAAUCCUCAGAGCAUAUAUAUUGUAAGGGAGAAGCCUAUUUCAAUGUGUUUACCAGGCACUGUAUAUUAGCUAUUAUUUCUUUAAUCUGACAAUAAAAGUGCUAGGAUUUCACAAUGUUCUUUGUCUUUUUCAAAAAAGGAGUACACAAGAGUAAUUU